Molecule: messenger RNA, 1290 nt
Organism: Notodromas monacha
Lineage: Eukaryota; Metazoa; Arthropoda; Ostracoda; Podocopida; Cyprididae
Source: the annotation of a GenBank genome assembly
CGACGAUCGGCGAGGCGCCGCGCCGCCCAACGCAUGAUUAUGGCUGACGAGGAUUUUGGGCUCAGAGAUGAUGGUGCCUCUUGGCACUGGUACUUGCUGUGGGGCUCAUUGUUAUUUGGCACACUUGCUGCACUGGGCAGUGGAGCUCCGUAUGCCCAAAUUUUGCUCAAGUCUCAAGUUGUUGACAAGUUCAAGCCCAUGUUUGGAGGACAUGAUAAGGAACUGGCACCAUUUGAGGAAGAAAUUAUGUCACUGAAAGACCAGUUCAAACCAGAAAUGUUGGAGAAAGGGUAUCAAUGGUGCCAAGAUCGAGGUUUGGUGGCACAAGCUUGCUCCAAUUGCAAUACCAAGUUGGAGCUGUCCACAAAGAUCAAAGAUAACACCUGUGUUGGCUAUUGCCCCAACUGUCAGUCAACUUGUGACCCCCUGGCAGGGACUUGGUUUGAAGAGUGUGAACUGGACCCCUGGGCUUCCAUUGCCAUCUUGUUUUAUUGGGCUGUGGGCUACACAUAUCCCCAGGCUGCAUCCAGGAUCCAGGUGUCUCCCUCCAUUGCAAGAGCUGCUUAUGCUAAAUGUGUGAAGUUCUCUGAAAAGGCACUUGCUUUGUGCAAAGAUGAGCUGUACCUCGAUGUUCCAACAAAACACUAUGAAACGCAUCAACACCAAGCUUGUCCCCAGUUCAAAAUCGGAGGCAAAGGCAAGAAGGUAGAGGUUGCUGUGGUGGGGAAGAACCAGCUGGUCAAGGACAACUUUGCCAUCAUUGGGGCUGAAGUUGGCUCUUGGCGCUGCUUUGUCCUCCCAUCCUCAAUCAUCAAUAAAACCCUGGUGGACUUUGCAAUGCACCAACGAGUCAGAGAGGGCUCUAUAGUGUACCAUCCCCUUAGUCUGUACCAUGGAGGUGACAGGACCCAGUAUUUGCCUCAGACCUUUAUGCCACAAGGCACAGCAGUGGCAUCUACUGAGGACAGGAAAGUGAGUGUGGAGCAUGUUGACAAAGUGAGGGAUGAGAUGAGGGCCAAUGUUCCUGAGUUGCUGUCUGCCUGGGACUACUAUGUUUUUGUGGUGCAAUACAUGUACAACAAAAAGUUUUGGUUUUCUCCAUCUGAGUCUUUCAGAAGAAUUCUGGAGCACAUUGCUGAGGUCUAUAAUAACUCACCAGAAAUGACUGCUUGAAGUGGUCAGCAUCCUUCAUGGGACAAACCCAAUUUGUGUGCUUUGGUGCAUUUGUUUUCAUGGUUGUGAUUUGAGUGAUGCAAUCAAAGAACAAGCUUGAUUCUGGCUGUGAUCNAU